AUGUCUGAAAGUGUCAACCCUUUGUCUCCUGAAGAAGUAGCUCAGUUCAAUGAAACUUUAGCAACUUUCAAUAAUACUAAAGACUUGUCUCAUGCAGAAGCGCUCUUUCACCUGCUUGAUAGGAAUAGAAAUGGACUUUUGAGCAGAGAAGAAAUUAGAAUUGUUAUGAAUCAAGUUUCAGCGCAUGGGUUUAGUGAUGGAGAGGCCCAAAGAUUUGUUGAAACUUUCGAUAAAAACGGUGAUGGGCAAAUCGAUCUUAGAGAAUUUGUCGAGUUUUUAAGAACUAAAAUUUAA
Messenger RNA from Blepharisma stoltei, 294 nucleotides. NCBI's taxonomy places the organism in Eukaryota, Ciliophora, Heterotrichea, Heterotrichida, Blepharismidae. The record is from the annotation of a GenBank genome assembly.